UAUUGUUUUUAUGAGUAACUUCCUGACCCGUUUUAGUACAGGUCUGUAGUAAUUAUACACAUUGGACAUGAUUAUGUUUCUUCUAGCCUGUUAUGCCAUUUUCCUAACAACAAUUUUUGGUUCUGAUGUGAGCGUCCAGGAGAGAAAUGACUGGUACACUGCAAACCACACCUGUACUGAGAACUUGUCAGGUAGACUUCUCUCCGGGUUAGACGUGACUAUGGACCCAGCAUUGAGGGACAUCACCACACCUAACUCAACAUAUUACUGGUCCAAUAAAAUGGCCACCAUUACGGAUUUCAUACAGUAUGAAGGUUGUUUUAAUUCUUCCGAGCUUCAUGCACAAAAACAGCUGGUACCAUCAUCUCUAAAUCCAAUCCCAUCCUGCUUUGAAUAUUGUAACAAAAUGAAUAUAUCUCGGAUAGGAGUAACGACAAAAGACAUGAUGAAUGUUUAUUGUAUAUGCGUGGGAGAUGAGAAACUUAAUCAAGAGAACAUCAGCAAUUGCUACAUUCCUUGUUCAAGUGAUUUCAUGAAUACUUGUGGCAGUGAGGACGUAAUAUCAGUGUAUUUUAGACAACACUUUGAUGCACAAAAUCCCACAGAAAUGUCAGAUUGUGUUGCUAUUACAUCGAAUGACAAUGGUUUUUCAUUGAGUAUUGAUGAUUGCAUGAAAACCAACGAUGGAUACAUUUGCAAAAUUUGUGAAGAGGACAAAUGCUCUGCAAAGAUUUUCAUGGAAAAAUUAACAUGGCAGGACGCACAGAAAGCAUGUGAAAGGCAAGGUGGAUACCUGGGUAAUAUAGGAACCUCGCGGAAUAAAACAAUUUGGACUGGUUAUAAAAGGUGGAUGCUGGAAGAAGAAUAUUCAGUUUUUCCAAGAUUGUGCCUCUUGUGUACAUACAAAAAUGGAACUGCAAAUUGUAUCUACGGCAACUGUUCGGAUCAACAUGAAUCAUUAUGUGUGACUGAAUCUGAACAGCUACUAGGAGUUGAUUGGUUCGAUGCAGAGAGGAAUUGUGAAACUAACAGUUCCAGACUAUUGACAGAGAGGGAAUUUUCAGAAAAGGUCCUUACAGAUGAUAUGUUUACUUCACAUUCGUUCUGGAUAUAUGGCGUUGCAGCAUACACACCUUGGGCUAGAAACAUAGGUUGUUGUGACAUCUCAAAUAUAUCAUACAUAUCGUCAUUCAGCAGUAAGCAAAAUUCGGUUCUGCAAUGCAUGGAAUUCUGUAAAGACACUCCCUAUCUUGGACUAACUAAAGAAAAUACAACAAUUGACAAAUGUUUUUGUAUAGAAAAUAUUGAUACACUGUCCUCGUCUUUCACGAACUCCAGUGAUUGUGGAAUGAAUUGUCAUGGAGAAUACACAGACUUAUGUGGAGGGCACGAUCGCUUGAUUGUGUAUGAAAUAGAUAGAAAUAGUGUAGCUGACGGGAUGUAUAAAACAUCGGUGGAAUGUAUGUGCCUGAUAAAGCAUCAAGACUAUAUGAGCAUGCACUCCGGUGAUUGUCUUAUGGAGGCUACCGGUUAUAUAUGUGAAACAUGUGAAACUGGUAAGGAGAAUUGCACACAAGAUGCUUACCUUGGUAUGUUGGAUUGGUAUGAAGCUGCUGAGGAAUGCCGGGAAAAGGGCGGGAAUCUUGGAAACAUGAAGUUUUCAGAUUAUAGUAGUCUUUCAGAGGGUGCUUACUGGUAUGGAAACAGACGAUGGCUGAAAGAAGCGGAUCCACAGAGAGCAAAAAAGUCUGACACAGAAGGUUGCUUAAGCUGCAGAGCUAAAAAUGGCAGUCCAGACUGCGUGUACAGUCAAUGCAGUGAAAAUUUACAUGCACUAUGCGCAGAAGUAAAUUCAACAGAAGCUACCACUCAUGAAAAGUCAACAGUCCAUAACCAUAAAUUAAUGACAACGAUAAAAUAUGACACUGAAUCUACCGGAGGUGUGAGUUUGAUAAUUUUUCCGACACUGGGUUCAGAUAAACAGGACCAAGGGAAGGCUGAAUUCCAAACCGAGCAUGACGAUCUCAACGCCAACGUUAUCGCCGUGGUUGUGGCCUUGUUGGUAAUAUGUGGUGUGGUGGUCAUGUUGAUCAUUACAAAAUUACGGAAGAAUGAAAAAGUGACAUCAGAUGUUACAGACCUAAUAGAUACGAAAAAUGGGCCAACCAAAUUCUCCUUUCUAAAGGAAAACGACAGUAGACCAUCAUCAUUUAGUCACGUGACAGUUGAAAGGCAGAGGAGUUUCUCUAAUCCCAGCUUUAUGGAUCAUGAUGUGGACAUUUUAGCCAAAAGUUUAGACAAUGAACCAAACCAUCAAGAUGUUGAUCAAACUAAUUAGUGAAAAAUUAUGCUCUCUCUCUCUCUCUCUCUCUCUCUCUCAAACAAAAAUGAACAAAAUUUUGAAAGAGGAUUCAUACAAGAUAAUCAUACUGUCUUGACAAAUACUUAAUAUAGACUGCCAUUAUGAUUUUUUUUUCAUUUAUUGGUUAUUAAUGUAGAAGAUAAUUCUUUAUUGCAUAACAUACAUGUGUAAAUUCAAAUAGGGAAACAAUUGCAAAAUUAUUAAAUAUUUUGUUGAUCUAUUUACCAUCAAGUUUCUGUAUUAAACAUAAGCACCAUGCACUGCAGUACGUGGAAUUAGCAAUAGAUGGUAUAUUGCAAUUACUCUUUAAUGUUACUUUUAAAGUAUGCUUGUCUUGUUACAUAAUAUGCGGAUGAUAUGUGAAGGAAUUAGCACAUUAUGUAACAAAAAUAAAGAUUUUUUUUAUUA
Molecule: messenger RNA, 2770 nt
Organism: Saccostrea cuccullata (small rock oyster)
Lineage: Eukaryota; Metazoa; Mollusca; Bivalvia; Ostreida; Ostreidae
Exons: 15
Coding region: 68-2338 (756 amino acids)
Source: RefSeq, a predicted model, not a curated record